UCUCGCCUCCUGCCGCGCGCCAUCGACAAGACCCACGCCAAAGAGAAGAUGUUCGGCAACGCCGCCAAGGGCGUGGUCCUGCGCCGCCGCACGGGCGACUGGCACAUGUACGUGAUCUCCGCCUUCGCCGGCGUCGUCGGCGGCUUCUACAUAUGGCUCGAGCCGCUCCGCGAGCUCCAAAUGAACUCCCUGGCCAAGGACGCCGCGGAGGCCAAGGCCGCGAAGGAGGACAAGAAGUAACAUGCAACAACAGCUCCACCUCAUCAGCUGGAACGUCGCCGGCUGGCGGACGACGCUCGAGGAGAUGACUCGGACGACGAAGGCGAGGAAGGGCCGGAGCCCCGAGGAGGAGCACCAGGCGGCGCUGCGGAGCUGGCUCGAGCGCCUCCGCGCGGACGUCGUGUGCCUCCAGGAGGUCAAGCUCAAGCGGAGCGACGUCGAGGCGCAGGCGCGGCUCCUCGGCGCGGCCGCGGACGACGGGUCCUGGGAGACGUACUGGUGCUGCAACGACGGCAAGGCCAGGGGCCAGCGCGCGGGGCUCAACGGCGUCGCGACGCUCGUGCGCGGGGGCGCCUUCGGCGUCCUCCGCGCGGACGCGAAGCCCCUCGGGGACCCGGACUUCGACGACGAGGGCCGGUGCCUCGUCACGGAGCACGGCGGCUUCGUGCUCUUCAACGUCUACGUGCCGAACGCGGGCGGCGGCGCCCGCGUCGCCUACAAGAUGGCCUGGCUCCGGGCGCUCCGGAGCGCCAUGGACCGCGAGCGCGCCGCGACGGGCAAGCCCGCGAUUCUAGCCGGCGACCUCAACGCGAAGAUGGGCCCCAACGAUUCGCACUGGACCUUCCGGUCCGUCGACUGCGGCAGGCUCGCCGCCGCCGCGGCCGCGGCGGCCCUCGACGACGCCCAGCGGGCGAGCCUCGAGGCCGCGGCGGCGGCCUGGCCGGCCGUCCGCGCGUCGCUCCGGCGCCGCGACGUCGCCGCGGUCACGACGGAGAACCCGACGACGCGCGAGAAGCACGACCGCUUCCGCUGCCGCGCCGUGCCCGCCGGCGGCGGCGCGCCGGUCCAGCUCGCGCCCUACGAAGCGCAGCGCAGCGCGGCCUUCGCCAACUACGAGACGGAGGGGCUCGCCGUCGACGGCGACGGCGACGUCGUCGCAGGGCCCGCGCCCCCGGGCGGCUUCCCCGUGCGCCCGCCGGACGUCCUCGACGUCGACUGCGCCCUCGAGGCCCUGGAGAAGCUCGGCGGCGCGCACGUGCCCCGGGAGACGAUGAGGCGGGCCCUGGGCGCGCUCGCGCCGCCGCCGCCGGCGCCGACGGCCCCGGGCGCGCUGCCCGCGAGCUCGACGGCCUGGCUCCUCGGGCUCCGCGACGUCGACGGCAUGGUCGACUCCCUCGACGCGCUCCACCCGCAGCGCAGCGAGCGCUUCACGUGCUGGCACCAGUACCACAACAAGCGCUACGAGAACGUCGGCAGCCGCAUCGACUACGUCCUCGUCGACCGGGCCCUCUUCGAGGCGGCGGCGCCCGUCGCCGGCGCGCUCGACGCCGGCCUGCGCAGCGACGUGGAUGCGAACACCGCGCGCGCGGCGCGCGGCGCCGCGGUCCUCGACGGCCGCUGGGCGCCCGCGGGCUUCGACCAGGGCAGGACAAGGGUGCGAAAUUCCCAACUUCAAAGGCUCCUAGCUCGGCCGUUUUCCACUCGCUUCGACGGCGGCGGCCUCCGCGACGGCCGCGCGUCCGACUACCUGCACCACUCGAGCCACGCGCCCCACACGGGCAUCCGCUACACGCCGCCGACCUGGAGCGACCACGUCGCGGCGACCCUGUGCCUGGGCGCCGCGCCCGCGGACGCCGCGCCGCGCGCCGCGCGCGCGGCCGGCGACGCGCAGCCCCACGCCAAGGUGCGCACCAUCACCCAGUUCUUCUCCGCGGCCAAGCCCGGCGCCAAGCCCAGCGCCAAGCCCAAGCCGCCGCCGCCGCCCAAGCGCAAGAGCCCGCCGACGAUCCGCGACUUCUUCGCGAAGAAGCCGAAGGCGCCAGCGAUGGCACUCCAAUGCGGCUCGGGCCUCGGCGCGGCUGCGGUCCACGUGCAGCGCUGCGCGUCCUGGCCCCUCGCGGAGAUCGUCACGGCGCACCGGACGGACCUGCUCGUCACCGAGUUCGCAUCGCUGGACGAGGCCGAGGAGGCCUGGGGCAAGCUGUCCCUGUUGCACGCGUCCGUGCUCUUCGUCGGGCCAAAGGCGCUGCGCAGCUACGGGCGCACCCAUAGCAUCCGCCGCUGGAAGGAGCGCAGCGCGCGGCUCGAGGCGCGGCUCCCCGGCGAGUACGACGUCCGCGGCGCGACGAUCGCCGGCCGCGUCGUCUCGGAGAUCGCGGCGACCGACGCGCGCAUGCGCCGGCGCCUCGGCGCGGGCUUCGCCGCGCCGGCCUGGGUCGCCCACUUCCUGGCGCGGCGCGCCGCCGUGGACCCGUGCAUCGCGGCCUGCCCGGCCGUCGCGGCCGCGCGCGCGCUCGCGGCGCUGCCCCGGCCGCCCAUGCCGACGGGCGACGCCGACGCGCUGCUGCGCGCGCUCGACGCGGGCGGUGUCCCGACGCGCGAGGCCCACGUCUCGGCGACGGUCAAGGCCGCGCUGGACGCCGUCGCGGGCGCGAGCCCCGCGGGCGCGCGCGCCGUCGCCGCGUGGGUCCGCGGCCUCGCGCGCCUCGAGCCCCUGCGCCGGGGCCCCGGCCGCGCCCUCGCGCUGCCCGUCGACGCCCUCGACGCGGACCGGCUCGCCGCGGCGCUCCGCAGCGGCGCGCCGCGCGUCUCCGUCGCCGCGGCGACGGGCGCCGACGGCCGCCACCGCUACGCGCUCGCCAGGGCAGCAAAAGGGUGCGAAAUUCCCAACUUCAAAGGCUCAUAUCUCGGCCAUUUUCCACUCGCGCUCUCUCUCUUCCUCCCCGCGCUCGGCGCGUCGCUGGCGACGGCGCCGCGGCGCUUCAAGGCCUUCGCCGCCGUCGAGGAGGCGCUCCGGCGCCUGGACCCGCAGGCGAGCCUGAGAGCGCCGCCGCCCCCGGCGCGCCGGCUCUCGUCGCGCGUCCGCGGGCUCGCGGCCGCCGAAAUCGAGGAGCGCCGCGCGGACCUCGCCGCCUACGUCGAGCGCCUCCUCGACGCCUACGACGGCCUCGGCGCGCGCGCGCGCGGCGCCGUCGCGUCGUGGCUCGCGGGCCUCGCGGCGCCCGACGCGCCCGACCCGCGGCCCGGGUCCCGCGUGCUCGCGGCGCGCGCGCGCGAGCCCCCGGGCCGCGACGCGCUCCUGUCCCUCUGCGGGCCCGACGACGUCGCGCGCCCGGCGCGCCGCGCGCCGUCGGACGACGACCUCUACCGCCUCGCGUCGGAAUGCCGCGCCGUCGCGCCGCCGGCGCCGCGCGGCGCGGAGGCGCUCGCGACGCUGUCGGAGGCGACGGCGGGCACGCUGGCGGCGCUGGGCGAGCGCGUCGACGGCGCCCUCGGCACGGAGCGGCCGGGCCGCCGCGCGCCCGGGAGCCUCCGGGCGCCGGCUCCCGGCGGCGCGCUCGCGACGGCCGCGGUCGGCGGCGGCCCGGAGGCCGUGGCGCUCGGCGGCGCCCUCGAGACGACGACGGCCGCGGUCGGGGCGACGACCGAGUUCCUGGCCGACGGCCUCUUCGCGAUCGGCGACGGCCUCAUGGGCCUGGGCCUGGGCGUCCCGGCUACGGGGCGGCGGCACCGCUGCGGCUCGCUCGAGGCGCAGGUCGACGAGGCGACGCGCGCGGCCGCCCUCGCGCGCGGCCGCUGCAGCACGCUCGAAUACCACGUCGACGAGGCGCACCACAUGGCGCCCCUCGCCCGCGCGACCGCGACCAGCGCCGCCGCCGAGGCCGCGCUCGCGGAGGCGACCGCGGCGAAGGAGACGUGCGAAGCACUCCUGUGCGACGGUCUCUUCGUCGACGCGUGCGCCGCCGAGAAGUACCUGGAAGGCAGAGAGUGCACGGACUGCCCCGCGGGCCACACGUGCGACGGCACCACCGCGACCAAGUGCGCCGCGGACAAGUACGUCGACGCGAACGCGUGCCUCGCGUGCCCCGCCGGCCUGGCGUGCGACGGUACCGAUGCGAUGUACUUUGUCGCGGACAAGAUCGAGCUCGAGACCAUGCUCGUCGCCUGGAAGGAGAACGCGACGAGCGCCAAGGUCAACUCGGCGGCCGACAACUGCGUGUGCUACGAGGGCGAGGCGGCUGACCGUAUCAGGCUGUCCGACUACGACGACUGCCUGCACAUCACGGGCGACGGCAUCCUGGAUCUUGACUACACGCAAAUCGUCGGCGGCGACGGCAACGACGUGAUCGUGAUCACGGGAGGCGAUAUCGAUUACAUCUACGGCGGCGACGGCGACGACGUGUUGACGCUCACGGGAGAUGGUUUCGAAGAAGUAAAUGGCGGCGACGGUGACGACACCAUCACGAUCUUCGGGGACGAUGCGCGGUGGAUCGACGGAGGCUCCGGCGACGACGCCAUCAUCAUCUACGGAAACAAUCCGAGUGUUGUUGAGGGCGGUUCUGGUGACGACUCGUGCUCGAUUAUCGGGGAGUUCGAAGAAGAUUACGUCAACUCGUGCGAGCGCGAGGCGGACGUGCCCCUUGUGUCCACCAUGAAAGUUCUCUACGACAUCAAGGUCGAGGACGUCGACGAAGCGAACGAGAUCUCCGGCAGGAUCACCUCGGCCGAUCCCGCGGCCGUCUCCGUCGAAGGCCUCGAGGACGUCACUUGCCUGAGCAUCGCCGCGCCCGCGAACUACACCACUUUCGCCUAACCGGCGACUUCGAUUCAUCCGCGGCCUGGCCGCACGGUGCCGCCGCGGGCCCAUGCCCCGCGGCGCGCCGACGGAGGCGCCUUCUGCCGCGGGCCCAUGCCCCGCGGCAGACGGCGCCGCGGGCCGCGGACCGGAGGGGGCGCGUCGGACGGCGCCGCGGGCCCAUGCCCCGCGGCGAG
Aureococcus anophagefferens is the source of this 4992-nucleotide messenger RNA. RefSeq lists its product as hypothetical. The transcript is spliced from 6 exons. NCBI's taxonomy places the organism in Eukaryota, Pelagophyceae, Pelagomonadales, Pelagomonadaceae. Gene Ontology annotation, biological process: base-excision repair. Gene Ontology annotation, cellular component: nucleus. Bases 242 to 4813 code for a protein of 1523 amino acids. The record is from RefSeq and is a predicted model, not a curated record. Gene Ontology annotation, molecular function: double-stranded DNA 3'-5' DNA exonuclease activity; phosphoric diester hydrolase activity; DNA binding.